Molecule: messenger RNA, 1754 nt
Organism: Oryza brachyantha (malo sina)
Lineage: Eukaryota; Viridiplantae; Streptophyta; Magnoliopsida; Poales; Poaceae
Product: zealexin A1 synthase-like
Exons: 2
Coding region: 1-1569 (522 amino acids)
Molecular function (GO): heme binding; monooxygenase activity; iron ion binding
Source: RefSeq, a predicted model, not a curated record
AUGGCGACUUACGCAAAAAUGGCAGACGCGUCGUCUCGCAGUUACCUGUACCUUUGCUUGGCCGUCGUGUCGUUGCUCGCCGUGCUCCUCGCCCGUCGACGGAGGCGGUCGGACACUGCCCGUGACGGCCACGGCGGCGGGCUACGGCUGCCGCCCGGGCCGUGGCAGCUGCCGGUCAUAGGCAGCCUGCACCACAUGGUGGGGAAGCCCCCGCACCGCGCGAUGCACGACCUGGCGCGCCGCCACGGCGCGCCGGUCAUGGCGCUGCAGCUCGGCGAGGUGCCCACGGUGGUGAUCUCGUCCCCGGAGGCGGCGCAGGAGGUGCUGCGGACGAACGACGCGGUGUUCGCGACGCGCCGGCUGAGCUGCUCCAUGGGCGCGGCCACGAAGGGGAGGAGCAUGUCCUUCGCGCCGUACGGCGACUACUGGCGCAUGCUCCGGAAGGUCGCCGUCACGGAGCUCCUCUGCGCCAGCCGCGUCGCCUCCUUCCGUUCCAUCCGCGAGGAGGAGGUCGCCGCCUGGCUGCGCGCGCUGGCCGCCGGCGAGCGAGGCGUGGAGUUGGAGAUGCAGGCGGAGCUGACAAGGCUCGUGGCGAACUCCACCGUGCGCACGGUGGUCGGGGACGGCGACCGGUGCGCGCACCGCGACGAGUUCCUCCGCCAGCUCGAGCGCGCCAACAAGCUCGCCACCGUGUUCAACCCGGUGGACCUGUGGCCGUCGUCGCGCCUGGCCGCGCGCCUCAGCGGCGGGGUGCGCAAGUUCGUGGGGUGCGUCGACGAGAUACGCCGCAUCGUCGACGGCAUCAUCCAGGAGCACCUGGAGAAGCCUCGCGGCGGCAGGGAGGACUUCCUCGACGUGCUCCUGAGGAUACACAAGGAGGGCGAGCUCCAGGUUCCGCUCGACAUGGAAUCCAUCCAUUACCUCGUCGCGGACCUCUUCGCCGGCGGCAGCGACACGUCGGCGACGUUGCUGGAGUGGACGCUCGCGGAGCUGAUUCGGAACCCCAAGGUGAUGGCGAAGGCGACAGCGGAGGUGAGGGACGCCUUCGCCGCCGCAGGCGCCGUGUCGGAGGGCCGCGCGCUCGGCGAGCUCCGGUACCUGCAGCUCGUCAUCAAGGAGUCGCUCCGGCUGCAUCCGCCGGUGCCGCUGCUCCUCCCGCGCGAGUGCCAGGAGCCGAGCCGGGUGCUGGGCUACGAUGUGCCGCGCGGCACGCAGGUGCUGGUCAACGUCUUCGCGCUCAGCCGCGACGAGCGGUGCUGGCCCGCCGCCGAGGAGUUCCUGCCGGAGCGGUUCGGCGACGGCGAGGCGGCCGCCGGGCUGGACUUCAGGGGCGCCGACAUGGAGUUCGUGCCGUUCGGCGCCGGGCGGCGGAUGUGCCCCGGGAUGGCGCUGGUGCUCGCCAACACGGAGCUGACGAUCGCCAGCCUGCUCUUCCACUUCGACUGGGAGGCGCCGGGCAUCGCCGACCCGACCAAGCUGGACAUGACGGAGGAGUUCGGCGUCACCAUGCGCCGGAAGAACAAGCUCCUGCUCCGCCCCGUGCUCCGCAUUCCCGUCCCCGGCGCCUAGUCGAUCCACCGCCGGCGCGCCUUGUGUUGCUGUGUCAUGUAUCACGCUAAUUAUAUAAGUAUAUCACCAAUAAUCACCGUCAUAUAUGCUAGCGAUUCGCUUCGGUCCACUAAAAAGUAUCUCGAGGUACUGGUAUCUCAAUUACCAAAUCGUUUCUGAUCAUUGGAUCUAACGGUGCCUAUCCU